AUGUCCAGCAAUGAUAAUGUGUUUGAUAGGACGGCUGCUGUACAUGACGAGACUCACAGCCGAUCGAUAUAUGACUACAAACAACUCUCGGAUGGUCAGCAAAAGUUGCUUGCCAUUCUGCCAAUCUUUUCUGCCUUGCUAACUAUUUUUGGAUCUUGGAUCAUCAUUCUCAUGGCCUUCAAAUCAAGGCGAAACAAACCAUGGACACCUUACCACGGACUUUUGGUAGCAAUGUCUCUAUUCGAAAUCUUGGGCUCAUUCACUUCAGCGGCUGGUCCAUUUCUUUAUUCCAAGCAAACUUCCGAUCGUAUUUGGGCCUUGGGAACGUCGGGCACUUGCACAGCGAUUGGCUUCUUCAAUCAAUUCGGGUCGCACUCGGCAAUGCUGUACAAUGGCACACUCAGCAUUUACUUUUUGCUUACGGCAAGAUUCAAUUUCUCGAACAGUGAAAUUGCUUCUAGAUACGAGGCUUUGAUGCACUACCUGUGCAUCGGCUACCCUCUCAUCACUGCUUUUGUUGGUCUCUUUUUGAAUGUCUAUGGCGAACGAUCCACGACGAUUGGCUGCUGGGUCGCGAGAUGCAAGAUUGAUACCUUCACUGGAGAAGCUAUUUGCGAAGAACGAGGGCUCAUUGAAGGAUUCUUUGGUCGGUAUCCGGUUGUUGCCACGUUGGCAAUGCUCAUCUUUGGCAAUCUGCUUAUUUGGAUUCAUCUGAGACGCCAACUGAACAAGCGACGUAAACAGAAGAUGGCAGCUGGAGCAAACAUGGACGAAGAUUCCGAUUCCGACUCUGACAAUUCGACUGAAGAUGAGGAGGAUUCAAACCAAAGUGGAGGCAACACUCGGCCCAAGAAGGACGUUAUAACUGCCGGACAAAGAAGGGCCCUGCGUCUAGUCAGUUCCCAAGCAUUCCUCUUUGUUGGAAGCUUUAUGCUUUGCAAUACUGUUACAUUCGUCUUGCGUCACAUUAUCCCCGCGAAUAUGAACGGUGAUCCAGUAGAGAACUACAUUGCAGAAAUGGAGAUUCCAUACAAUAAUUUUGCCCUUAUGGUCAUUCAAGCAAUCCUCUUCCCGCUCCAAGGAUUGCUGAACAUGAUGAUCUACAUCCGACCGAAGUACAAGAACAAUAGGUUAUACCAUUGCGAGGAGACGAGGGUAUGGGCAAUACGUCGAGCCAUUUUUGGUGAAGCUGUAGCACCGACUAUUUCUGGUGACGAUGUCGACCGCAACUCGGUUGCUUCAGUCAUGUCGAUAGGAAGUCCCAAGAUGCUGGCAUCCCAAGGCUCGCGGAAGCGACCGGUAGAGAAACAGCCUUCAAAAGAUGACCUAGGCGAAACCAGCAAUCAUUCAAGAACACAGCCACUCGAUUGCCAACGUGGUUCUUCGAGCUCCUUCGAAUGA
Cylindrotheca closterium is the source of this 1401-nucleotide messenger RNA. NCBI's taxonomy places the organism in Eukaryota, Bacillariophyta, Bacillariophyceae, Bacillariales, Bacillariaceae. The record is from the annotation of a GenBank genome assembly.